Oncorhynchus masou masou (cherry salmon) is the source of this 3407-nucleotide messenger RNA. RefSeq names its product transcription factor 20-like. Gene Ontology annotation, cellular component: nucleus. The transcript has 5 exons. NCBI's taxonomy places the organism in Eukaryota, Metazoa, Chordata, Actinopteri, Salmoniformes, Salmonidae. The record is from RefSeq and is a predicted model, not a curated record. Bases 990 to 2549 code for a protein of 519 amino acids. Gene Ontology annotation, biological process: regulation of transcription by RNA polymerase II.
CCUCUCUCUCCCAGCAUCCCUCUCUCUCCCAGCAUCCCUCUCUCUCCCAGCAUCCCUCUCUCUCCCAGCAUCCUCUUCUACGGGGUCCCGUCGAUCAGCAGGUUCUCAACAAUGGAUGUCUACCUGCAGCAGGUGGAUAGGCCUCUGGGCUUAGCACCUCGGUCGGAAAUGUUUGACUCUAUCCCUCCAGCCCAGGUGGUGGGUGAGAAUGUCGCAGGGGUGUGUCUGAUGCAGCAGUCUCAUGAAAUCAAUGGCCAUCGAGUUGCCAGUAACGGAGGAGUGGAGAAAUACAAACCUCAACAGAGAGGGAGUUCAAUGAAACGCACUCUUUCUCAGGACACAGUCAACAAAGGAUUGCAGAAUGGCCAGGGUAGUAGCAGCUGGUCCAACUCUGCCAUCUGUAUCGAUUCCUCCCCAGAGUCUCUCACUACAGACCUGGAGGAUGGUCAGAGGGCUUCAGAGGUUCUCUUUCUCAUCUCUAGAACAGAGCCAGUCCUGAUGCAGGACAGCAUGAGUCCCAGGGACCUGUGUUCUCUGAAUAGGGACUAUAUCAGUCCUCUGGAGGACCCGGUCUCUCCCUCUGUCUCACUGGACGACGUAGAGGAUGGGCUCAUUCUGCCUCAGCCCUCCUGCUCACCCUGUGCAUACAAUUAUUCACCAGAUGACACGGCUGAUACCUGCUGGGAUGAGCUGGGGAGAGGAGGACCUGGGCUGUCUGCAGUACAGGGAACAAGGUCUAAUGGUGAGAAUACACCAAGGUUAGAUUACAGCAAGGACUUCCAGCAGCCAGGACAUAAACCCAAGGCAGCUUCGGAGCCUAUUGUUGAUUUGACAGAAGACGAGAGCACUGUGCCAGAGGUUUCAGAAAAGAAACCCAAGCAGACAGCUGCUACUCACUUGAAUGGUAAUGUCAAGGUAGAGCAGAGGACUUCUGAGAGGAAACAACUCCCCCUCGCUCUGGCAGGGGAACCAGGCUAGAGGCCAUAGUGAUGAAUAUAAAUCCUAACUGGUAUAAAGUAUCUACUAAAAAGCCCAAGUCUCAGACAAAUCCCCUCACCCAGAGCAGUCCAUCUAAAGCCAGUGUUAGUCCUAACGAACAGACCUCGUUUGUAGUGAAGAAGAAGGUCCAGAAUAAAGCAGAGUCUCGCUGUGAGGGAGAGACUAAAGUACAGGCGGCAGCCUCACUGACCGGUCAUAUGGAUAACAUUUACACAAACGCAGGCCGUUGCAUAGAGUCUACCUCAGAUUCGGAACAUGCCCGUUUUUCGAAAUACCCACACAACCACCGCACAUCUCCGAUAACCUCCAGUCUGCCCUUUGCUCCAGACAAAGAUUUAGAGGAGUCGGUACACAGAGAGUCAGGUCCCGAGCCCCCCUCUGAGGUGGAUUUACUGACUGUAUCGUCGUCACUUAAAACAUCUCCAAAGAAACCCGGGAAGCAUAAAGCUGAAACUACAAGCAGCGAAGCAGCUGCUCCCACAGCCAAAACAAGGAAGGCGACCCCUGCUCCCAAGAAGAAAAGGAAGAAACCCAGACUGGAUCAGUCCUCAAUAUUCUCCCCUCGGGAGCCUGAGAUCAAACUGAAAUACAUCAACUACAAGGAGGAGAAGAGGGACAUGAGGGUGGACACGUUCUCUCCUUUCAUCCACAUAGAGCAUAAGCCCUCCUCCACCUCCCCCGCCAACUGUACUGUCAUCAACUACCCAGAGGAGGAGAAGCCCAGGCAGAAUGGCCAGGGGCAACAGCAGGCUGGAAGUUCAGGAUCCAGGGGUUUCAUCCCAGGGGCUGUACCCUCCACUUCCUGCCUCCAGCUGGGCCGCACCUCCACCCACAGCCAGCACCACAGCUCCCUGGUUUGCUGCCUGUGUGGAGGCUCGGCUAACGCCAUGGACCUUGGGGACCUCCACGGGCCAUACUACCCUGAGGGAUACAGACCCAGCACUGAAGCCCCAGCUAGCAAACCAGGCCUCAAAGAAGAGGAGGAUCUCAGUGACUCUGACUCAUCCUGCAGCGUGAGAGGCCGUGGUAGAAAGUGUGCUCGGCCCCCGGGGGUCCCCUGGCCCCACAAACCUGACCCCCGGCUGAAACGGGAGGGCCUGCCGGGGAGGUGGACGAGUGACAGCGACCGCUCAGGCAGCCCUGGAGCUAAGAGGGGCAGGAUUGAGGCUGGGCCUUCGGUAACAUCUGGGUCCAGGGCUGCAGUGGAUGACUGGUUCGUUCCCCCGGUGGUGCCUCUGGACCAGUGUGAGUACUGGCUCCACGAGGACUGCAGCGUCUGGUCUGCAGGCGUGUUCCUGGUGAAGGGAAGGGUCUACGGCCUGGAAGAGGCAGUCAAGGUGGCUCAGGAGACGGUAAGUACGUGUUCUCGCUGCCAUAACCCAGGUGCCACGUUGGGCUGCUUCAACAAAGGAUGUCCCAACAAGUAUCACUACAGGUGUUCUCUACAGUCAGACUGUGUCCUCAAUGAAGAGAACUUCUCCAUGAAAUGCACCAAGCACAAGAACAAGUUGUUCCAAGGCCUUCCUGGGAGCAGAAGAGACAACCGGUGACACAACCAGAAGACAGACUUGAUUACACAUGGCGUCGUUCAUCUGUGGAGUUACGAGGGGGAACCCGGUAACUGUGGCAACGCUGCAACUGUCCUCUGGAUUGACAGCUGGGCUGGUGGGCGGAAUGCAAACACCCACAAACCUUAAACUGGCUUUCUGCACCUCUGCUACCUUUCCUGUUAUCUUCACCACAUAAAGCACUGCGAAGACUAAGCAGGAGACCAAGGCUGUCCUAAUGUUCUGCCAUCUCUCCUGGUUCUGGACUGACUGCCAACGGUGGGUAGAACAGAAGAGUUGGGAGCAGGGCCCAAUGCCACCAUUUGAUUGAGCUUAUGGCUAAACGUGUGCUGUCGCUUUAAUUAUUUAUUAGGAAAAAGGAUUCUCUCCCCUUUUUUCUUUUAAAUUGAAAUGUUGAUAAAAAUAAUUGGAGAUAUUUAAUUUUAUAAAGCUUUUUAAAGUAUGUAAUUUAUAUUUGGCUUAUUUAUUUUUGGGGUAUCUUGUGGCUUUAGUUUUUUACUUUGCAAUUGACCCCGGAGGUGUGUUUGUAUGCAUCGAAGUUAUGAGUAAGAACCUCAACGCUAAAGACUGCACUUGGUAGAGGAUCUGGUGUUUGUAUAGCGGUGGUGUGGAGACUGGUGCAGAAUGGUCUAGUAUUCAGAUCGACCACAAGUUUAUCGACAGAACCAUAUCUGAUUACAAUACAGGUACCUGAGAUCUAUUCAUAAAGACCAUACUUUACUACAUGGGAUGAAAAAUAAUGGCAUAUUCAUCUGAUUUUAGUUCUGAGGGUGUGAUGAGCCAUUUCAACGGAUUUUACUUGCUCUUUUUUUCUUCUCUCAUUUGAUGGUGAUAUAAAUA